Molecule: messenger RNA, 14016 nt
Organism: Sus scrofa (pig)
Lineage: Eukaryota; Metazoa; Chordata; Mammalia; Artiodactyla; Suidae
Source: RefSeq, a predicted model, not a curated record
CUGAACGAGGCCAGGGAUUGAACCCACAUCCUCAUGGAUACGCGUUAGAUUUGUUUCCACUGUGCCACAAGGGGAACUCCUGACAAAGUCGAGUCCUUAACUGCUGGUCCACCAGGGAACCCCCCGCUCUGUCUUGUUUUAAGGUACCCUGCUGUCUGACUCUUCCUCCUGUAUCCACUUCUCCCCUAAGGCUUUCUCUUCUUAUCAGGCUGGGGUCCUCUUGCUGCUCCCACUGUUCCCGUACCUUCUUGCCCUUCCAUGGCCUCGCUACUCUUCUCCAGCUGUCUGCGUUAUGCCAUCCUUUAAAGCUAAUCCCAGAUCCCACGUUUCUCUGCAGAGUGGUCCCUGCUGUCCAGACGGCCUGCCUGUGUGUGGUCUUCUCUCCAACAGAAGAUCCUACAGCAGAGCUCAGGAACCGGUGGCCCACAUGCCACAUCCAGUCCACAAGUGUUUUGACCUAGCUGCUGUCUUUCCUACAUUUAUGUGAAAUUUUAGGAAACUUCACAUAGAUGUAGGAUUUCUGGCUUGUUUUGAAAAAAAUCAAUCUGGCAAUGCUGAACUCUCUCUCGAAUGGCAGAAGUCAGUGGCUGUUUUUCUUAAAAGGUGGAUGUCCCUAUUUUGCCAUAGCUGUGCCCUCUUCCUUCAAACUGAGCAGGCUCGCCGUUCAUUAUCUUCUUGGCUCCAGUAAGCAGUUGUGUUUUCCAUCCUUUUUUUUCGAGUCUGUGUCAUCCACUACCCAUACCCUUUGAUACUUUCAAAUUGUUAUUUCUGUGAUUUUCAUGAGAAUAGGAAUAACAUCCUUUUAAAAAUACAUAAUUUCCCCAAAAGUGUCCACACUCUGAGGGGUCUCUGCCAAAUCAAUAACUGGUUUUGAAGUUUUAGCUUCGCUGCCACAGUUGAUGUACAGAUGGCGGAACAUUUUUUUCUUAGUUAAUCUCCCCUACCUGGUGUUAGCAACAUCUGAGAGCCUGGGGAUGCAAACGUGAUCAUAAACAGCUUCCUUGUAACAGAGCUCAGCACCUCUGGGGCGAGGCCAGCACAGAGAGCCGUGGAGGCUGAGCCCCAGCAGAAAGGAAGAGUGUUGGAGAGAGAGCGCAGGAGGUAGGCACACAGCUUGUCUAGUCGUUAGGCCUUGGUUGUAGCAUCAGCUUCCCCAGAAGGUCUCUGGUCCAGUUUAGAUGUGUUCCUGUUGGAUUUAUUGAGCACUUCCUUGUCUCAUACUAAAGGCAUUUGCACACCUGAUUUCAUGUAAUCAUUGCAACAGCUUGUGAGCCAGCAACUCUAACCCUGUUUUAUAGAUGUGGAAACUGAGGCAGGAAGUUAAUAAAUUUUGUCAUGAGUGAUUUGAACCCAGCUUUGUCUUGAUUCCAGGAUCUGAGGCUGUAACCACGCUUCUAAUCUGGCACUGCUACAACAGGCAUAUCCCUCUGCCCUGAUGUGAUUGAGGCUGUGCUUUUGUUUUCCUGUCUAUGACCUCUUGAUGUCAUAGUGUUUUGAUUCACUAGUCUUUGCAGGGAGACUGAUACUAAAGCCAUUUCCUUUGAAAAAGCAAGGAUUAAUAGACAAAUACAAAUGAAAUUAUGGAGUCACAGUAUCCUUUGGUUUAUGUUUCUCCUUUUUGCUUAUUUGGUAAAUUAAGUAAAGAAAUGAUUAUUUGCCAGGUAUAUUAUUGAAUCCCUGGAACACCAUGUAAUUGCAGUCUUAGAUACCUCUCCUCGUCAGUGUAAUCAAACCGGAGUGUGUUGUAAUUAACCACCAUUCCAAGAUGUAGAAUAUACGUGAGAUGCGGAGUCCUUAGAGGAGGGUGGGCUGAUGUGUGCCUUCAUCGUGUAUCUUGAUGAUUGUGGGCUCCCCACAGUCAUCAGAUAGUUGCGUCUCAGAAACAAAGUUGCUUUUUAAGAAAGUACUAUGUUUUAAAACUUCUGGUUACAUCGACCAGUGUUAAAGCCUGAACCAGUGAGUUAGGUGUAGACUCAUGGUCCCACACUGAGAUAGAAGCCCCUCUUCUCAGAAAGGUCUGGCGCAAGAAAUCAAGAAUCAACCAACGCCCCCGCCACCCCCUGGUUAAUGUACAGAUUCGUUUAGUAAGCAUGCAUCAGUCUUCCUGUGGGGAGACAGAUGCAUGCUUUAACCAUGAGCAGUGAUGGUAUUGACCAUAAAGAGAUGUGUGAAAACCUAAAGCAGGGGGAAAAAGCCAUAAAAGGUAGAGAAAUGUUGUGUUUGUUGAUCUCUAGAUCUCUCAGGAGAGUAGCUAUCUUUUAUUGGAUGGUGGGCUUCCUUAUUCCUUCCAGCAACCUUUGGAGGUACAUAUCAUUCCUAGUUUUACAAAUGAGGUCAUUAAGCCCAUCCAGGUGAAAUAACCUGUUCAGGGUCUUAUAGUCCCAGGUUGUAUGGCCCAGACCUCGGUUCUCUCCUACGGUCCAACACUGCCACCAAAUAUGAGGUAUUUUCCGUGUAUACAUACGUACAUGCAUAGUCUAAGCCUGUUUAUUAUUUGGGGGGGAGUGUUAUUAUAUGUCAUUUGGAAAAAGCGAUUAUAAAUGCACACACUCAUUCGCCCAUUCUGGACCAGUGACUAUUAUACCAUGUGUAUCCUGGGUUGCUUUCAAUGAAACAAUGCUGUUAACACUCAGAAACAGUGGACUGACUGACAAAUUUGCAUUUUCUUGUGGGGUUUUGUUUUGUUGUUUUUUUUUUUUCUUCUUAAAUUUCAAUAGAAAUUGAAAUGUGGUUGGAUGUUGAUGUAGAAAAUUAAACACACUUCUGGUACUCUUCCCAGCUCUGAAUAAAUAAUUGUUCUGAAGUUUAAGUAACGGAGUAGUUUUUAUUCUUUUAUUACAAAUUUUCAUCCUUAAGCAAAAUCUCUGAGUAUUUAUGUACCCCUCACUCCUGCUUUUCUGUUGCCUUUUACUGACCUGGAUAAGUAAGUCUGCGGUUUGAAGCCGGAUGAGCCCAUUAGUGCGACAGAAUUACCCUGCAUGAUGCAUGCUAAGAAAAGCUCCAGCCCAGAUGCUGAAAAGGCUGGCAUGAUUGACCCCUAUCUCUCAUGGUAGAUUGGGUAUCCAGAACUCCUUCCAGGAGUAGUGCUGACUUGUGACGACUUCGUUGUCAAAAGGAGCCAUUGCCACAAUUAGACUCUAUGCACAAAAUGCCCAGGAUUUGGGAGAAAUAUAAGCACAAUCGAAUAUAUAGCACACCACCACUUCUCUCUCCUUGUGCUCUAGGCCAGAGGUCAGUAACCAGUUCUAUGUGGACGGAUUCUUCUGCGAUCCGUAGCUGAGGAAUAAAGAAGGUAGAAAAGGGACAGCGGAAUAUUAGAAAGAGCACUGGUAAAACCAUCUUUGUUCAGGUCUGUCAGUGCCACUCACUGGCCUGGUGACCUUUCUUUAAGGCCCCUUGAUCCCUCUGAAUCAUGGUUGCCUUGUCAGCUACACCAAGGCAAAAACAUCAGCUCUGCCUGCAAAUCUCUUUUUAAUGACCAAGUAAAAUAAGGAACAUGCAGGUGCCAGUUUGACAGACUCUGUGUAACGGUGGAAAGUUACUGAACCAAGACACAGACUCAGGUCUCUAAGCUGGUACGUGGUUGGUGUUCACUGAAAGUUAGUUCCCGUCUCCUCCUUUUAGCCUUAAGUUUUAAGCUGAUUAUUCCGAGGGUGGUGGCGUCCACGCAGGGCAGGGGCCCUCUUGGUCCGGGAUGCCCCAGACUGCCGUGGACCAACUUCCCCCUUCCCACCUCUUCCUUCCUUGCUGCCACUUCUCUUUCCACUAUUUCAUCUCUUUUUCCAUCUCCUCUUUCUUACAGAACUUAUAGAAUAUUUUUAGAGUUUAGAGAAAUCAAGAACUCUUCUAGUCAAAUCUGUUUCCUUUACAGAUGAGGGAGCUAAAGCUGAGAGGUUAGUUUCUUGCUCAAGAGCACCCAGCUAGUAAGCAGCCUGGCUGGUGAAUCCCAUAUGCUCAAUUUCAAAAAGCAGAUCCGUUUUCACCACACCAUGCUGCUUUUAAAAUUUUGUUCCCAGAGAAGGGGCUCCCCAACCCCCUCUUUAAAAAUAUGGUUAAAUAUCUCUGCAGAAGUAGCUUUCUAACACCUGCUAUUAACAUUCAGUGCGGUGUCAGCCAGGCCCUCGCGUCCCCUGGUUGUCGUGUCCAAGGCAGAUUGUGGCAGAAAGCGUGGGUAACUUCAAAACCCCUAACCCUGGGUGUCUGCCUCAGACCGUGCAGGAGAUAAGCGUGAUUUCCUUUGCCUCCCCUGUGUAAUUCUGCGCUCCUGAAACCACAGGGUUCAGGGGCAGGCGUAGGAUUUAUGCUCUUCUGUUCAUUUGGUUUUUUUUCUUUCUCAGUCUCAUUGCACAUCAAGUGCUGGAGGCCUCGGGGUUUUGCUUUUACCUAACUAGCAGACAGACCGAGACUCUAAGCCUGGGUCUGUUCCAUUCCUGAUGAGCUCUGUGACUUUCUAGAACUCCCCCUCGCUUCAGCUUUCUCACCGGUGAGGCGGGGUUGCGGGUUCCUGACUUGUUGGUCUCAAAGAGUCGUUUUGAAUCAACUAAUAGAGGAGGAAGGGCUGGGCAGACAUGACUGUGAGGGCUGUUAUACAGAGACUUUAGAGAUAAAAGACCUGGAUUUGAGUUCUGGUUCUGCCCCCAGCGUGGUGACUGGGCUGAGGGGCAGGAUGCUGGGGGUGCCCAGAAGCAAUGGCUAUCUUUCCUGCAUCCCCCCCUUCCCCUUCGUUUAAAAGGAUAUUUGCUGCAUAUGGAGUGCACACCCUCGGCCUUAUUUAGGGUACUUUUUCUCUCUCAUCUGUCGUGUGUCUCCGUCUGAUAUGUGUGCCCCCUGGCUGCAGAACCGGAUGGUCUAUCUUGAGAAAGAGGAAGAGGGGCACAGAGAGGUGGGGGGAGAGUGCAGAAAAGAAAAAAGAAACAUUGAUUUGAGUGGAAGACUUUUGCGAAGAAAGAGGAAUGCUUUCUCGUUGGCAGAACCGUCUUCAUGUGUUUCUAAUGAAACAGAAGCCAGUGAGCCUCUGGUUUAUUUCUUUGUUUCCCUCCUGACACUGUUGACGUCAGCAAAAAAACGCAGUUUGUGUUUUGGAGAGGGCCGUGUCUUCUUUUUCCAUGUAGCGUAGGAAUGGUGACUUCCACCUGCCACACCCUGCUAAAAUAAUAAAAUGUGUCUAGAAUGUGGGAUGUGACUAGAGCUUUCUGAGGUCGGUUAGAUCCAUCCUAAAGAUCUGGGCCCCGAAAGUUCUCUUGGGAGUGCCUGUGUGGCCACAGUGACGAACCGGCAUCUCGUUGCCUGCCGAGUAUUUACUAUGCUGGUUCCCGGGUACUCGCUGCUUAAAAUCACGUGAAGGAGCCCAUCGUCUUAGGAUGUUAGCGCUCAUUGACACACGUUAACAUGGUCCCUGGAUGGGGGGCCCGCUGUCCAGCACACUCGUUAGGUCUCUCCUGGCCCCUCACUGGGACACCCAAUCUGCUCUGGAUUUCCUCCUCUCGUCGCCAGGAGUAGGUUUACCCAUUUGAGCUCCCCCCAUGGGCCGGCCUCCUGCCGUCACCAAGAAGGACAGCCACUUGGGGUCUGAAAACUGCGCUGCCAGUUCAGCGUGACAGGGCACCCGUCGCCUGCAGCUCUCCGUCAGCAGGUGCCGUGGGAGCCAAAAGAGACAUUUGUGAUCUGGGGAUAAAAGGGGAAACGCUGGUGAGAAAUCUCACCGUAAGUCAUGUCCAAACUUGUGAGCCAAUGGCUGCCUGUUUGCAGUGUUUCCUGAAGCAUUUGAAAACCAUUUCUGUGUCUCUCCUUCCUUCGUGGCCCCCGUCAGAGUCAGACCCUGCGUUGUGGUGCCAUGUCGUUAGCUGUUGAGUGCUGUGACGCUGUCAUGAGAACAGUUGGUGUCACAUUGCUCAUUUUGUGUGGGUGUUGGGGGGAAUUUUGGCCUUUACAAUUUUUUUUGUUGGUGUUCCUCUUACAUUUUUAAAGAUGGGAUUGCCUAAACAUUUUUCCACAUGGCAAAAAUUAGAAUUUGGCAGUUGGUGUCUGUGUGUUGAAAUGACUUUUCUGGUUCUUUCAGGUCACCCUUAAUUGCUGUGUGCUUUGUGUUUUAAAUGCACUGGACAUCAAGAGCUGAUGGUCUCGGUGGUUUUCCCUUGUUGCCUGCGGACAGUCUCUCCCCCUCCCCCUUACAUCCGGCUGCAAAGUGGGAACCGCCUUGGAGGUGAAGGGCCAGACCAGGCUCUAGACCAAGAUAGAACAGCCUUACAGAAAGUUAAGAAGUCCGUAAAAGCAAUAUAUAAUUCCGGUCAAGACCAUGUACAAAAUGAAGAAAACUAUGCACAAGUUCUUGAUAAGUUUGGGAGUAAUUUUUUAAGUCGCGACAACCCAGACCUUGGCACCGCUUUUGUCAAGUUUUCUACUCUUACAAAGGAACUGUCCACACUGCUGAAAAAUUUGCUCCAGGGUCUGAGCCACAACGUGAUCUUCACCUUGGAUUCCUUGUUGAAAGGAGACCUGAAGGGAGUCAAAGGAGAUCUCAAGAAGCCAUUUGACAAAGCUUGGAAAGAUUAUGAGACAAAGUUUACAAAAAUUGAGAAGGAGAAAAGGGAGCAUGCCAAACAGCACGGGCUCAUCCGCACGGAGAUCACCGGGGCCGAGAUCGCGGAAGAAAUGGAGAAGGAGAGGCGCCUCUUUCAGCUGCAGAUGUGCGAAUAUCUCAUUAAAGUUAAUGAAAUCAAGACCAAAAAGGGUGUGGAUCUGCUGCAGAAUCUGAUAAAGUAUUAUCACGCUCAGUGCAAUUUCUUUCAAGAUGGCUUGAAAACGGCCGAUAAAUUGAAGCAGUACAUUGAAAAACUGGCUGCUGAUUUAUAUAAUAUCAAACAGACCCAGGAUGAAGAAAAGAAGCAGCUGACUGCGCUCCGAGACUUGAUCAAAUCCUCUCUUCAACUCGAUCAGAAAGAAUCUAGGAGAGAUUCCCAGAGCCGGCAAGGAGGGUACAGCAUGCACCAGCUCCAGGGCAACAAGGAGUAUGGCAGUGAGAAGAAGGGGUACCUGCUGAAGAAGAGUGACGGGCUCCGGAAAGUGUGGCAGAGAAGGAAGUGCUCCGUCAAGAACGGGAUUCUGACCAUCUCCCACGCCACGUCCAACAGGCAGCCAGCGAAGCUGAACCUUCUCACCUGUCAGGUGAAACCGAACGCCGAGGACAAGAAGUCUUUUGACCUGAUAUCACAUAAUAGGACGUAUCACUUUCAGGCGGAAGAUGAGCAGGACUACGUGGCGUGGAUCUCCGUGCUGACGAACAGCAAAGAGGAGGCCCUGACCAUGGCCUUCCGUGGAGAGCAGAGCACCGGGGAGAACAGCCUGGAAGACCUGACGAAAGCCAUCAUCGAGGACGUCCAGCGGCUCCCGGGGAACGAGGUCUGCUGCGACUGUGGCUCGUCAGAACCCACCUGGCUUUCAACCAACUUGGGUAUUCUGACGUGUAUAGAAUGUUCCGGCAUCCAUAGGGAAAUGGGGGUUCAUAUUUCUCGCAUUCAGUCUUUGGAACUAGACAAAUUAGGAACUUCUGAACUCUUGCUGGCCAAGAAUGUAGGAAACAAUAGUUUUAAUGAUAUUAUGGAAGCAAAUUUACCCAGCCCCUCACCAAAACCCACCCCUUCAAGUGAUAUGACCGUACGGAAAGAAUAUAUCACUGCAAAGUAUGUAGAUCAUAGAUUUUCACGGAAGACCUGUUCAUCUUCAUCAGCUAAACUGAAUGAGUUGCUUGAGGCCAUCAAAUCCAGGGACUUACUUGCACUAAUUCAAGUCUAUGCAGAGGGGGUAGAGCUGAUGGAACCGCUGCUGGAACCCGGACAGGAGCUCGGGGAGACGGCCCUCCACCUUGCCGUCCGAACUGCAGACCAGACGUCUCUCCACUUGGUUGACUUCCUUGUCCAGAACUGUGGAAACCUAGACAAGCAGACAGCGCUGGGGAAUACAGCUCUGCACUACUGUAGUAUGUACGGCAAACCUGAGUGCUUGAAGCUGCUUCUCCGGAGCAAGCCCACUGUGGACGUGGUUAACCAGGCUGGAGAGACUGCCCUGGACAUAGCAAAGAGACUGAAAGCCACCCAGUGCGAGGAUCUGCUUUCCCAGGCUAAAUCUGGAAAGUUCAAUCCACACGUGCACGUAGAGUAUGAGUGGAAUCUCCGACAGGAGGAGAUGGACGAAAGCGACGAUGAUCUGGACGACAAGCCGAGCCCCAUCAAGAAGGAGCGCUCGCCCAGACCUCAGAGCUUCUGCCACUCCUCCAGCAUCUCGCCCCAGGACAAGCUGUCGCUGCCGGGGUUCAGCACUCCACGGGACAAACAGCGGCUCUCCUACGGCGCCUUCACCAACCAGAUCUUCGUCUCCACAAGCACAGACUCGCCCACAUCACCGACCACAGAGGCGCCCCCGCUGCCUCCUAGAAACUCCGGGAAAGGUCCACCUGGCCCACCUUCAACACUCCCUCUAAGCACCCAGACCUCUAGUGGCAGCUCCACCCUGUCCAAGAAGAGGCCUCCUCCCCCGCCACCCGGACACAAGAGAACCCUAUCCGACCCUCCCAGCCCACUCCCUCACGGGCCCCCAAACAAAGGCGCAGUUCCUUGGGGUAACGACGUGGGUCCAUCAUCAUCCAGUAAGACGGCAAACAAGUUUGAGGGCCUGUCCCAGCAGUCGAGCACUGCUUCUGCAAAGACUGCCCUUGGCCCAAGAGUUCUUCCUAAACUACCUCAGAAAGUGGCAUUAAGGAAAACAGAAACCAGCCAUCAUCUCUCCCUCGACAAAGCCGGCGUCCCGCCCGAAAUCUUCCAGAAAUCAUCCCAGUUGGCAGAGUUACCCCUGAAGCCACCACCUGGAGACCUACCCCCGAAGCCCACGGAACUGGCUCCCAAACCCCAAAUUGGAGACUUGCCACCUAAGCCAGGAGAGCUGCCCCCCAAGCCGCAGCUGGGUGACCUGCCCCCCAAGCCACAGCUCUCAGACUUGCCGCCCAAGCCGCAGAUGAAGGACCUGCCGCCCAAGCCGCAGCUGGGAGACCUGCUGGCCAAACCCCCGGCGGGAGACGCCUCGCCCAAGGCUCAGCCCCUGGAGCUCACCCCCAAGUCACACCCGGCAGACCUGUCCCCAAACAUCCAGAAGCAAGCGUCCGAAGACGCCAAUGACCUGACGCCCACCCUGCCCGAGACACCUGUGCCGCUGCCCAGGAAGAUCAACACGGGGAAGAGUAAGGGGAGGCGAGUGAAAACCAUCUACGACUGCCAGGCCGACAACGACGACGAGCUCACCUUCAUGGAGGGCGAGGUGAUCGUGGUCACGGGGGAGGAGGACCAGGAGUGGUGGGUAGGUACCAGCGUGGUGGGUAGGUACCAGCGCGCCGCUGCCACGUCGGGGGAGCGCAUGCGCAGCGCCCGCGCUUUACCCUGCUGAUCAAACAGCAGCCCGCGAGCUCUGGGUGUGUUCCGGUUUUUCAGAUGUAGGACGGGCGCUCCUGUGCGUCCUAGCGAGCUCUGCCCAGGCCUUAAUCGGGCCCUCAGGUCUCUCCCUGUCAAGUGGGACACGUGCAUCCUCAUGUGACUUCGGGAGACGGUGGGAGGAGAGUCUUUCUGAAAGCUCCUUUUCCAUGAAAACCUGCUGUCCAGGUGUCGGGAGGGAAAGGCCUUGUGCUCCCACAAGGAGGGAGGGCGCUUGGAGAUCAGAGGUUCCUGGACAUGCCCGGGUUCUGGGUGGCUGCAGGGGGGCCGAUGUAUCCACGGUGGUCCAGGCUGUGGGGGGCAUGAGCCUCGGCGAUGCCAGGCAGAGACGCGGUGGCGGGAGCUUCCUGCACUUUCCCACGUGAUCGUUUUCCCACCCAGCGAGGAAACGCUGCUUCCUUGGCAGCCUGAGCCCCUCCCACCCAGAGGGACCCAGUUCUGUCUGCCGAGAUCAGUGGUUUGCAUUUGAGCCAACAGAGCCUGCUGGUAUCAGAAAUACACACACACACACACGUGCACCUCUGGCUUUUCCUCCUUUGGGUCCAGACAGUGACCUCUGCAGAUUCUCAGUCACAGCUGUAGGGCUUUUCCUUGGACUGAAGCAGAGGUUCCAGCCGGGGCCAGUUUUCCUUCCAGGGACUUGUGCUAACAGCUGGAGGCCGGUUGAUCAUCGAGACCUGAGCAGGGCGGGUGCUGCCGGCAUCUGGCGGGUAGAAUCCAGGGCUUCUGCUCCAUAUCCUGCCUGUUUAGAAGAGCCCCCGGGACAGAGCACUCUCUGGCGCCAGUGUCAGGAGUGCUGGCUGAGGCUGAGAAGCCCUGGCCUGCCUGCCUCUCCCUCUCCCUCUCCUGCUAAGCUGGGGGUGGCCCCAGGCUGCUUCGGCCUCUCUGUUGGCAGAGUUGGGCCUGCUCUUGGCACGGAACCUGUUGGAGGGGCCUCUCAGACUCUUGGCAGAGAGGUGGACUCUGAAGUCCCAGUGUGAGUGACUCACGUCAUGGCCCUGGAUAAAGCGUGUCCCCUUUGUAAGCCUCAGCUGCCUCCUCCAAAAGGUGGGACAUGAGUGACCCGCCCUCACAAGGAGGUCUAAGGACUCAGGCCAACCAAGAGCCCCCGAGGUGGAUCGGCCAGGCCUUUCCAUGAACGCCACCAUCCGGGUGACCGCACACGGUCACCGUCCUGCUGGACAAAGGAAGCAGCCCUCAGCUGGACACCCAGCUCCUGCUCCAGCCCCCCUCUGGGUGGCAGGCACUUCCCAGAGGAAAAGGAGAGCUGGCCUCUGCAGUUGUCAUUUGAAGCCAGUGCGUGUCAUUGUCCUUUCUCGUGAUAGGAUUCUCUCCGAGGCACUUGAUGCCGAUGUAACUGAGAUGAUCAGGCGCUCUUGGCACAUGACCGUGGCUUACAGAUUUAGGCAGCAGACCAUAAAACUUGCCCCCAUCAAUCUCAAACUUUCCCGGAGUUCCCGUCGUGGCUCAGUGGUUAACAAAUCCGAUUAGGAACCAUGAGGUUGCGGGUUCGAUCCCUGGCCUUGCUCAGUGGGUUAAGGAUCCUGCGUUGCUGUGACUCUGGCGUAGGCCAGUGGCUACAGCUCCGAUUGGACCCCUAGCCUGGGAACCUCCAUAUGCCGCAGGAUCGGCCCAAGAAAUGGCAAAAAGACAAGGAAAAGAAAAAAAAAAUCUCAAACUUUCCCAACAUCCUUUCACCCACAGCAGCCUGCAGUCAGGUUCUCAGUCCCCAGCAGCGUUUCCCUGGCGCCGCUCUGGGUGCUCCGACGCCUCUCCUUUCUCCCUGCAGAUCGGACACAUCGAAGGGCAGCCCGAGAGGAAGGGGGUCUUUCCAGUGUCCUUCGUCCACAUCCUGUCCGACUAGCACCAGGCAGAACCUUGAGAUUGUCCGCCUCCGUCAUGCCAGACUGCUGCGUCCACUCCCCCUGCGCACACCGUGUAUAUAGCUGCUGUUACUGAACAGGGAGCUCGGAGGGGCCGCCUCAGGAGGGAACAGAGCGUGUGCUGUAAAUACCUGUGGUCUUCUGCCUUCGCCAGUAUUAGGGUAGCCUUGGGACCCGGUGCGCCUUACUGGUCUGCCAAAGCCAUCCUUGGCAUCUAGCACGUACAUCUCUCUCCUUGCUGUUUUCCAAGCAAACCAACAAAAACAGGAAUAUAGGAACUGCUGGCUUUGCAAGUAGAAGUGGUCUCCAGCCACCGUCGAAGGGCAUAGCAUUGACUCCCUGUCCCUCACAAUGCAGUAUUCUCCAUUGUGUUACUGAAAAUGCAACAUUAGCCAAGAGGUGGGUUCUGUUUUCCAGGUGAGACGUUUUGCUCCACGACAGACCAGCCUGUAGUUAUCUGUGUACACAGUUUACAGCUCCAAAAACCUCCUUCGGUAUUUAUUACAGAAAAGUGCUCAGUUAAAUGUAAGUGUUACUCCUUCAGCAAAAUCUCCACUGACCCAAAACCUUGGUGGCAUUUUGCAGUGCCCACAGCCUCGUGCAAGGUCAGACAAGUGGGUUUAUACUGUCUUAAGAGGAUGAGUGCCCGCCCCUGAGAUAUUACCUCAUUAUGCAAAAAUAACAUAUCCUUCAUAACUAUUUUCACAGAAGUUUAAAACACAUCUGAUGAAGUUCAACUUUCAGGAACCAAGGACUGCCAGAAACUGUUAGCCUCUACAUUAUGCAUGCAUUUAGAAGCUUACCUGAAAUCUGCCUUUUAUAAAGGAAUAGUGUGGUUAAGUUGAACUGUACUUUUUUAAACUCGAUUGCCAUUAAAGCAGAAAUUAUAAGGUUGCAACAUUUGUUUCUAGUCAGUCAUUUGGCUUCCUCAAUGAAUUUACAUAUCAUAUCAUUUUAUGAGUUAACAUCCUUCAAAUGUUCCUGCCCCUGAUGUGUCAGUUUUCAGUUCUUCGUUUUGUUCUUGUUCAAUUUAAACUUUUAAAAGAUUGUUCAAGGAGUUGAUGACUUCGAGUCACUUUUGCACACCCUUGCCCUGCGCUGCAGAAUCCUGGUGCUGAAACCAGCCUUUGCUUGUUUCCACUCUCUCCACAAAACCCCAGUCAUAGAUAAGUUCUCCCAUCUCCAGCUCUGUGCAGUAGACACGUCAGCUUCAAGUCAAUUCAUAACCAAGUCUUUGAACGCUGCUAUGAAUUGCACUGUGAAACACGCUCUUCCUGCCGGGAAUCUGUGCAUGCACACGCGUGCAUGCACGCACACACACACAGACACCCCGUUUUCUUUGCUCCUCCCGGCCUUGUUCAUUAGAGCUUGUCCGUCUUGAACGUCAGGCUGAAUUCGGGAAAGGAUUGGAGUCCUCUCACUCCACGGUGGGGCUGCUCUCUCAUUCUGAGGCUCCUGUGUCGUUCUGGCGUUAACAAGUGCUUAAACUGCUAUGUUGGCAACAGCACAGAAAACUAAUAUUUUUAAGCAGAUAAUCUUGGCAGUGAGUGAGAAACAUUCAUUUCACAGAAGCACAACUCCCAACCAAGCCCUUAGGGAAAGUCCUCUUUAAUAGAGUCACAUGCUCAGUGAAUAUUAAUUUAGUUCUGCUUAAGUGAUUACUGUGAGAACUUUGAAUAGCCACCUAAUCAAUAAACCCUGCAUGACAAACCUGCAACUAUCUUAUCAGCUGUUAUUGGCAAGUGAUCUUAAGCAGUUGCUUCUUCAGCAUCACGGCACGUGUGAACCCCACACAAGACAAGAACGGUCGGCGCCAGCUGACGUGCUGGUGUGUGUGGCUGGCAGUGUUCCCAGCCUCAGAAUUUCAGCCGCACGGACAUCGGAGCAGGAAGUCACCGUCCCCAGUUACUUCGUGUCCCUGUUCACUCACUCUGACUUUCUAAGUCACAUUAAAGCACUGUUCAUUUUUGUGGCCUGCAGUAUUUUCAGCUGAUCUCAAAAUAAACUGAUUUUUUAAAAAAAACCCACAAAAGCUAGGUGUCUAAAAUUACAGAGUCAUGUUACUCUUCUUUCCCUUUCAGAGCAACUUUUACACAGAUGCUUUUUUUUUUUUUUUAACAGUUUUGGGUUUUUCUUUUUCUCUGGUUUUGUUUUUAUUUUCCGUGAGGAAUUUGCAUUCUCUCUAACCUAGCUAACUGUGGGACAUAGGAAAACUAGGUAUAAGGACCUUCGCGACCUUGAUUGAGUUUGAAUCCGAUAUUGUUCUUAAACUCAGUGAGCCACUCUCUGCAAUUUUGUACAUGAUAUAGAUAUUUUGAAGGUAUGGAACCUUAUGGGAAAGAAAUAGCUAAUUAGUUUCCUUUUUCUCCCCCCAGAGGGGAAAGUUAUGUUCUGCAAAUAGUGUGUGUCUGAUUUUCCUGUUGAACAGCAAUUGCUAUUUAUUUUUUUAUUGCCUAGAACUUCAUCAUGUUGUACAGGAAACGAUAGCGCCACCAGUUUACCUUCCGAAUCCCAUCUGGAUGUUACGACCAGACAUCAGUACACGCGUCAUUCCACAUGUAUUUAAUGUGACAGGUUUUCAGUACUGUAUGUGUUCAUUUCUACUUUUUUUAAUAUUUAAAAUUGCUUUUAAAUAAACAUAUUCUCAGUUGAUCCCA